Menidia menidia (Atlantic silverside) is the source of this 1396-nucleotide messenger RNA. Lineage: Eukaryota; Metazoa; Chordata; Actinopteri; Atheriniformes; Atherinopsidae. The record is from the annotation of a GenBank genome assembly.
GGGGGUUCAAGGAGGGGAGGAAAAGGUUUUGAUCACGUGGCCACGAAGUCAUUCUGAAAGUAUGAUGCUAACAGGGGCACUGCCCUCAGAAGUCUGAAAGGGCUCAGUGUGAGCAGUCCCAUGCAACGAGCAGAGUUUUCAGAGCCCUGAGUGGAUCGGCGCGGGCUGGCUGGUGGAAACAAAACAGACGGGCGGCUAGCGAAAUCAAAAAUGUCUAAUCAAAGCACCGAGGCCACGGACCGGAGCACCACACGAUCAUAUCUCCUCAUUUCCACCAUCAGCGCCGCCCAGGAGGAGCUCUCCACCUCAGAGAGCUCCUCGUCUGUGUUGAACAGGAUUGCGGCCAAUGACAUAACCUCCACGGCCAACUACGUCUACAGCUUCCUGGCCGUGCUGGGCUUGGUGGCGGGCUGCUUCCUGCUGCACAGCUUCGUUCAGACCUACAGGGCUCAGAGGCGCGUGGCCUUUCUGGACUGCCUCCUGUGGGCGUUCUGCGGCGUGCAGCUGCUCCUCCUGCUCCUGUCCCUGCACUCCGCCGCCCACCGGCCCGGCUUCCUGAAGAGCACGGCCGCGGGCUGCGCCGCCCUCUCCUUCGCCGUGAACGCCGCCUCUCUGUGCGCGCUGCUGGUCUUGGUGCUGAUAGCGUACGUGCUCACCCUGGACCCCCCCUCCCACGCGCUGCUGAGGAGGCCCGGGGUCUGCGCCGCGCUGGUGGUGCUGACCGCCACGCUCGCCUCUCUGCUGCUGGCGGGACUUCGCGGGCCCAGGGAGGGCUUGCAGAGCGUGGAGGACUGUGCGAUGGACCCGGCCCGCGCGGGCGUGUCGUACGCGGCCGCCCGGCUGUGCGUGAUCUGUCUGAUCCCCUACGCGCUCCAGACAGGACUCCUCACCGCCGGCUGCGUCCGGCAGUGGAGGUCUAAGGGGCGCUUCCUGUCCGGGUCUGAGGAGGGGCCCGUGUUCCUGGCCGUCACCACGCUGGUGUUCUUCUGCCAGCUCUUCUACGGCGUGGCGCUGAUAGCCGGGGCCCGGAUCGUCGCGGGGAGGAGCCCGAGCCCCCGCGAGCAGGCCUUCCUCAACGUGGCCGAGGGCGUGCUGUUCACGGGGAGCGCCGGCAGCCUCCUGCUGGUGCUGCUGGUGCACCGGCCGUGCCGCGAGAGUCUGACCGGGGUCCUGAGGCAGCUGAGAGACUGCUGCCGGAGGCCGGGAGGAGCACAGCCCAACCGGAACAUCAUAGCGCCACACAUCGAGAUCACAGACACUCUGCAGGACAUAGAGUCGUAGGAGGAAAGGGCGCUCCUGUUUCAGAGACCGAGCGGAGAGCCCGCACAGCAGACACCUUCCAGUGCUUUUUUCCUCCUACUGACUGCGUGAACCUUUUUAAAGAUGUACUUUACUC